CCCACAACCCCAGCUCCGUCUCAUGUACUUCGAGGCAAGCUUCCCCUUUUGUGUAUUGUGGUUAGUUUGCCCAAGAAUAUCAUCAAGUAAAAAUGGGCAUCAUGUUUGCUUUCGCGCCGAUGUUGGGGUUUCUAGCAGUAGCAGGAUCACAAAUCGCAACACUUUCGCUUGGUGGGCUUCAACAAUACAAUCCGCCCGGGGCUGUUCCUCCAACCUUGACCGGCACUAUCAUCGGUGUCUCCGGGGGUACAACUGCAGAAGAAGGUGUCGACAUAUUUUUCUCGCCAGACCUACAUGCGCUUAUCCAAUCCUCUGUGGAAGCAAAUUGCCAACAAGUCAGCGAGCAGUGCUUGCAGAGUGUAACAAACCUGGUCUCAGGCCCUAACACAGAACUCCAAGCUCGUCAGCUUCUUGUGUCAGCAUUUUUGGUUUACGAAAUUGUUCAAUUCGCCAUCGACGUUGCCAUAUUUCUGCUGGCUGCUGCCGUCGCCGUCGCUGCAGCGGGAAAUAUCGAUGGGCACGACUUCGCAACACAUGUGUCUAUUCCGCCCGCACAGCUCAAUCAAGCGACUUCCAUGGUCACAGCAACAGCAACUGUGGUCAUGGUUGAUGGCGUUCCGCCUUUCACGAUAACCCCAAAGCCAGUCCCCACGGCAAUCACAGGUACAUAUACGCCAAUCGCUACAAGUUUUACCAGCGCAGUCAACGGCCACAAUGCAGGAGAUAUUGUUAUCUCGCUGCCGAAUGAUUUUUCGAAGCGUAUGGAAGGAUUCAUACGGCGAAGUACCGACUGUGCGGCCGCAAAUGCUCUUGACCAACCCAUAGCCAAAAGGGUUGAUGAAUUUGGGCCAGCACUCUGCGGAGCCCAAGGUGUUAUCAUGAAUGCCGUCCCAGGUGGGCCAUUUGCUGACAUUCGUCUCAUGGGGAUUCAGCCGCUCCCCUUCGCAGCUGCUGGUGCCGUUCGAGCCAUGAAUGCUGCCAUGCAGUUUGCAAGGAACUGGGCAGCUCAGCUACAAAUGACCCCAGAGCAAGCCGAGCUCUUUGGUGUUGCUGUCUUUGCCAUCACGGAACUCGUGAACCAUCAAGGGGCUCCGCUGGGUACGGAAAACACGAUCCCCGCCGAAUCACUUUCAGGCACAAUCACCCAGUCACAGACAAUGACCAGCGCACCUGAAACAUCCUCAUCUUUGUCUUCAAGCUCAUCAUCCUCUGAAUGUACUGUAUGCUACGCAAGUUGUAGCUUCGUUGGUAUCAUUCAGGGUUGCGGUACGACAUGUAUGCAAGUGAGCAGCUGCAGUAGCAAGACUGCUAGUAACGAAGAACCAGACAUCAUAACAACAGCCACUAUUCCGUGGUACGACGCCGCUUUUGUCCCAACACAAGUCCCCAUUGUACCAUCCGUUCCGUUAGAGGAAUGUACGGGGGGUGGAUCAUCCUUUCCGUACGAUUCAUUUUCGGGAGCAUACGGACAGUUCUGUGCUGAGAUUGACAAAGUUCAUUCGAGUCUCAACUGGAAUGUCGAUCCACUCGGGAACAAGAUUCAAGCGCUUCGUCGUCGUGACCUGAGUGUAGUUCAGCGCAGCCCUCCUGUGAAUCCCGAAACCUGGAAGGACUGGAGAAUAAAUCUCAACUGGAUAGUUGGCGAUGCUCCCGAAUGCACUAAGAGUUGCUCGGAUGCGUUCAAAACUCUAGCGAACUCAUGCGGUAAAGCAGAUCGUGGUGACACCAUGUUCAAGAACGGCAAGCUUGAUGUUGGCUGUGGCACGUACUUCUAUCAAAUUGUAUCGCCUCCACCACCAGAGCCUCCAAAAUUAGAGCCACCUCAGCUGGGCGACCUCAACUGCCACGCCAGCAACGAAUUCGGCGCCCGGCAUCAAGAUGUUCACAGUGAUUCACAAAGGCGUAUUGCUAAAGAAGUAUGCACAUCUGACAAAGUCUUCGGGGCUGGAAUCGCACCAGAGGUUUCUGCUUCGCCCAAAGUGCUAGGUAGCAUAGUGCAACCGUAUCGUUUCGAAAUCAGUUGGAUAAAAGGGUGUCAGACUACAGAACCAUCUCAGAACAAGUUGGAACCGAUCAAGGGCUCACCAAAGGUGACUUGCUUCUCUCUCAUGGAGGAGAAUUACAAAAAUUGUAACAAUGGGGGUGCGGGUGGCUUCAGAGAUGCUGGCUGCUUGAGAUUCCGCUUUGAUCCGUGGAGUAACGUUGGCAGUGACAGUCCGGAAAGGACAGGAGGUUGAUCAAUCCACCAUGGCCCCUGCCAGAGAG
Molecule: messenger RNA, 2265 nt
Organism: Cadophora gregata
Lineage: Eukaryota; Fungi; Ascomycota; Leotiomycetes; Helotiales; Ploettnerulaceae
Exons: 5
Coding region: 93-2237 (714 amino acids)
Source: RefSeq, a predicted model, not a curated record